AUGGACGCAACUCAGCAGCGCCAUACCCCGAGCUCCAUCUCGGAACAGGAGCUCUUCUUUCCCUCGAGCUCCCAAACUCACGGACAGGGACAGCAUGAACACGAUCAGCAAGCUCAGAACCGCUGGUACGAUGACCUCAACAAUGAGUCACCCACCGUCCCAACAGGCAGCGGAGUCCCUGCCGUGAACAUUAUACCCGCCACGCCCACGACCUAUCGCUCCAAUAGUGUGCGGUCGCAGUGGUCUUAUAAGGACCCCAACAGGCAAAGACACGCGGCGGACGCGGUUCCGGAGGAGGAGGAGGAGGAGGAUAACAUUUACGACCCCCCAAAUAACCCUCCCGACGACAUCUACGAUCCUCCCAGCACCAAAAGCCCGUCACCACCGCCAGCCGAUCACAAGGCGGCAGUCGAUGAAAUGUCGUCCUCAUCGCAUCCUCAGCAUCAACCAGCGCCAGAACCCAAUCAUCACGUCUCUCCUGUCUCCGAAGCUUCAGUACCGCACCAUGAUGCUUCGCACGGGUAUCCUCAGCCCAAUGGACAACCUACGUCAGAAGACAAGGGAAAGGCGCCGGAGCAUGUCGCGCAGCACAACAUCGGAUUUGAACAUGACGAGCCCAAUGGAUAUCGAGCCUCAGAGGACAAGGGCAAAUCGCCUGAACAUCCAGUAGUAGCAGCAGCCGAAGAGCGUCCGCCGCUUCCAGGCCCAAGACCAUCACAGCCAGAAGUAGCCGACUACUACGCUCAGGCGCACGCAUCCGACCCGUCCAUCCAGGAACAGGAGGACCGCGACUACGCGAUGGCCUUGGCACUCCAGGAGGAAGAGGAGGGCCAGCGACCGGCCUUGCCGCAGCGCCCGUCACAAGGUUCCUCCGGAUGGAACCAGAGCGCUCCUCACCCCGUUCAGCCAAUGUCCCCCGAGGACGAAGACCGCGCCCUCGCCAUGCGCCUGCAACAGGAGGAAGAAGGCGGCGGACCGGCCCCUCCCCUGCCGGCCCGACCUCAUCCGGACGCCGUGGCGGCGAUGCUUGCCCAGCAACAGUACCAGCAGGAACCGAAACCGUUCACCAGGACGCCGUCAACGGAAGGUUUCAUGGCGCCGCCGAAGCGUGUGGGCUCGGAUUUCGGCGCCGAUGAUCCCAAUAACCCGAUCCACUACUCGCGAGACCCCCACAAGCUCAUCGCGUACCUGGUGCCCUUCCCGAAGCCGUGGUUGGGGGCCAGGGCGCCGGCGGAGAACAUGCCCACCCGCUUCCUGGUCUACACGCCUCCGCCCCCUCCGCUCCAGGCGCCGCCGGAGGGCGUAAAGGAGGGCGUCACGCAUAAGGUGCAGCGCAAGUGGCAGAACGAGGUCCGGCAGGCUAAGCAGAGCGACGCGAAGACGACGAGCUGGGCUGGGUUUAAGGCCAAGUGCACUCGCGGGGUCGACAAGGCCAUGCAGUACACCACCACCAGCAACCUGGACUUCCUCGCUCGUGUGACACCCCCGCCAUCUCAGUCUACCACUUCCAACCUUGCCCGGAAACUCUCGAUCAAGGGUAAGGGGAAGAAGAAGAAGGACGAUGACGUCAAGGGCAAGGACAGCGUGGAUGUAGACGAGAAGGCCGAGGAGAGCAAAGCGCAUGACGCAGACACGAAGGUGGCGGACGAGAAGGCGAGGGAGGCCGGUGUGGUAGACGAGAAAGCCCGUGAGGCGGGCUACAGCCACGACGAGAAGGCGAGGGAAGAGAACCCGUUUGAGGAGAAGUUCAGCGAGGAGAAGGCCCGCGACGAGAAAGGUGGCAAGUCCCUCGACGAAGCCAGGGAGAAGGAGGAUCAUGAAGAGGUUCAAGACGACGACCCGGCGCACGGGUCCCACGAGACCAAGAAGACGGUCGGCGUCGAGGAGAUCGUCUUCGUGUACGCGCCGUCCAUGAACAUGACUCCCGAGGCGAUGCGCGAAGAGUUCGUCAACACGAUGCUCCGCACCAAGUCCAAGGCGCAACGGGACGCCAUCAUCGCCACCGGCCUCCUCCCCGUCUCGCUGGCGAUCGACCUCGUCAUGAUUGCCAUCAGCGGGCUCUUUGAAGUCAACGCUGUCUGGGCGUACAUGACCAUCAAGGGCACCAAGACGGCCCGCUCCGUGACGAAGCGCAUCGCGUCGUCGUCCAAGAAGCCCGAGACCAUCGACCCGGAAAAGUCCGAAAAGGAGAUGGAGAAGGAGGACAAGCUCAAGCUCACCUUCAAGCCGGCGCACCGCAUCGACGUGCUCUCCCGCUACCUGCAGGCCGAAUGCCACCGCGUCGACUCGAGGUUGUUCCCGCGGUACACCUCGGCGCCUACUGAAAUCGACUGCUUGGAGGCCAUCGGCUGGUCGCCGGCGCACACGCGCGGACAGCAGAAUUGGGAGGACGAGGCGUGGGAGGUCAACGAUGUCAAGGACGACUUGAAGGUUGUGAUGCACAAGGGGGCGAAGGAGUGGAAGAAGUGGUGCAACCGGUAUGAGAAGAACCCGGAGAAGAGUAUGACAAAGUAA
Messenger RNA from Colletotrichum karsti, 2514 nucleotides. RefSeq lists its product as uncharacterized. The transcript has 3 exons. The coding region runs from base 1 to 2514 and encodes 837 amino acids. Lineage: Eukaryota; Fungi; Ascomycota; Sordariomycetes; Glomerellales; Glomerellaceae. The record is from RefSeq and is a predicted model, not a curated record.